GUGGAGUCGUCAUUAAACUGAGAAUGGCGACGAGAAAGAUUAUUGUACGAAGACAUUUGAUCCUGAUCUUGUUCUACAUAGUUACUACUGUCAGAUCUGAAAGUAACGUCGCCGUAAAUAAAACAACAGAACAAAGUAGUGACCAGGGGAACGUUAAGUAUGCAGCCAGUCAUGUUGUGGAUGACUGUUUAAGUACAGAUUUAAGCAAUGGUUGUUGCACACACACGGAAAGGGGUCACACAACGGCCUGGUGGCGUGUUGAUCUGGGAGAGUUGAUGACCAUCAUUAGGAUCAAAAUAUACUACAGAGAUAAUUUUCAGCACAGAUUGGCAGGAUAUCAGCUUUAUGUAUCCAAUACCACCAACACACCAACAGACGGUGACCUGUGUUUUGUGGACACUAGUAGUACUAAAAACGCUGUACAGCUGGUGGUGACACACCAGUGCCCGUAUGUAGGUCGGUAUGUGACCGUGUACAACUAUAGAAACAACCCAAAACCAUACAGCUGGUACAGUGAUUGGGCUAUUCUGGAGUUGUGUGAGGUACAGGUGUUUGGAUGUCCGACAGGGAGAUACGGUGACGGAAACUGUCAGAAACUCUGUCCAGUCGACUGUUAUGGUGGUAACUGUAACUCCAAAACAGGUGCCUGUUUCU
Molecule: messenger RNA, 654 nt
Organism: Pecten maximus
Lineage: Eukaryota; Metazoa; Mollusca; Bivalvia; Pectinida; Pectinidae
Exons: 4
Source: RefSeq, a predicted model, not a curated record